GCGAGAGCCGGGCGGAGGUUUUUGUCCCAAAGCCUUGCCGUACCGUCGCGUGUCCGUUGUGUGUCUACCGUUCUCUCGCCGCAGUUGCCACUGCUGACAUGAACCGCGAGAACUUUGCGGCAGGCGAGCGGCUGGUGUCGCCGGCUUACGUGCGGCAGGGCUGUGAGGCCCGCCGCUCGCAUGAGCACCUCAUACGGCUGCUUCUGGAGAAGGGCAAGUGUCCUGAGGAUGGCUGGGAUGAAAGUACGCUUGAACUCUUUCUACAUGAACUUGCAAUUAUGGAUAGCAACAAUUUCCUGGGCAAUUGUGGUGUGGGAGAAAGGGAAGGGAGAGUGGCAUCUGCUUUAGUUGCUCGGCGUCAUUACAGGUUCAUUCAUGGAAUUGGACGAUCUGGUGAUAUUUCUGCUGUGCAACCAAAAGCUGCAGGUUCUAGUCUUUUGAACAAAAUUACCAAUUCUUUGGUCCUGGACAUCAUAAAGUUGGCUGGUGUCCAUACAGUGACGAACUGCUUUGUAGUUCCAAUGGCAACUGGUAUGAGUCUAACCCUGUGUUUCUUAACAUUACGACACAAAAGACCAAAGGCAAAAUAUAUUAUAUGGCCACGAAUAGACCAGAAGUCCUGCUUUAAAUCCAUGAUCACUGCAGGUUUUGAGCCUGUGGUGAUAGAGAACGUUUUAGAAGGUGAUGAGCUGCGCACAGACCUGAAAGCGGUGGAGGCUAAAGUCCAGGAACUUGGGCCUGAUUAUGUUCUGUGUGUUCAUUCUACUACAUCCUGUUUUGCUCCAAGGGUGCCUGACAGAUUAGAAGAACUGGCUGUGAUUUGUGCUAAUUAUGAUAUCCCACAUAUAGUCAACAAUGCUUAUGGAGUGCAGUCUUCAAAGUGUAUGCAUCUCAUUCAGCAGGGGGCACGGGUUGGAAGAAUAGAUGCUUUCGUUCAGAGCUUGGACAAAAAUUUUAUGGUUCCAGUAGGUGGUGCUAUAAUUGCUGGCUUUAAUGACUCCUUCAUUCAAGAAAUCAGCAAGAUGUAUCCAGGAAGAGCUUCAGCUUCCCCUUCUUUAGAUGUUCUUAUUACUUUAUUAUCACUUGGAUCAAAUGGCUAUAAGAAGCUAUUAAAAGAAAGAAAGGAAAUGUUUUCAUAUUUGUCCAACCAACUAAAGAAGCUGUCAGAAACCUACAGUGAAAGACUGUUGCAUACACCUCACAAUCCUAUAUCUUUAGCUGUGACACUUAAGACACUAGAUGAACAGUGUGACAAAGCUGUCACUCAGCUUGGCUCAAUGCUUUUUACCAGACAGGUUUCUGGAGCCAGGGUUGUGCCUCUUGGGUCUGUGCAAACCGUGAGUGGCUACACUUUCAGAGGCUUUAUGUCACAUACAAAUAAUUACCCUUGUGCUUACCUCAACGCUGCCUCAGCCAUUGGAAUGAAGAUCCAGGAUGUGGACUUGUUCAUAAAGAGACUUGACAAAUGUUUAAAGACAGUAAGAAAACAACAAAAUAAAGAGAGUGAUGUGUCUGGAGUUGGCAAUUACGACAAAACUGAAGAUGUGAAUAUUGAAGAAACGGCUUUAAAACUAGAUAAUGUGCUUCUUGACACAAACCAGAAUUCUUCUUCAUGACAUGUGAAGGCUUUCUUUUCAAUAAUUUGAAAGACUUGGUGAGGCUACAGUGUAAGCAAGCAGUUUGAAGGCUUGAGAUUUUUUUUAUUAAGCUAUCAUUGAUAUACAAUUUUAUGAAGGUCUCACAUGAGCAGCAUUGUGGUUACAACAUUCACCCAUAUUAUAAAGUCCCCCCAACCAACCCAUCACAGUCACUGUCCGUCAGCGGUAGUAAGAUGCUAUAGAGUUAUUACUUGUCUUCUCCAUGGUAUACUAAGGCUUAAGGUUCUUGAGAAUUUCAUGGAGAAUAAAUGGUCAAGGAAUAGCAUAUAGUCUGAGCUAGCCAGUGAUGAUUGUUACCUUUUUUAUUUUAAGAUCGCCUCAAUCAUUAUGAUCCUUAACAGAUUAUAAUAUAUAGUUAGCAUUUUUCUAAUUGUUGGAAUGUUUAUCAGUUAAGCACUAUGAUUCAGAUAAUUCUUACUAAUAUGACAGUAAAAUUACCUCUAAUUCUCUUUGAAAUGUGUAGACUGCUUCCUCCUAAUCAUUCUCUACUAUUCACAAAUUGUUUAUGUUUCUGAUCACACAAUUAGGAAGAUCUCUAAAACUACUGAUUACUAGAUGUUUGCCAGUGUGUUUAAGUCCCGAUCUGCCUGUAAAAUGAUCAUUUUCCAGGGAAGCAGAUGCAAGGUGUAAACUUAAAUUUUCACUCAGUAGCAAUGGUUCUUAACUGGAGAUGAUUUGCUUAUAUCUAAGCAACAUCUGGGGACGUUUUUGAUUAUCACGACUGGUGGAAUGCUCUUGACAUUUAGAGGUGGAGGCCAGGGAUUCUGCUUAGAAUCUUACAAUGGGUAAGACAACUUCCCAAAACAAAGGAUAUCUAGCCCAAAAUCUUAGUAGUGCUGAGGUUGAGAAACACUGCUGUAAAGUAAAUAAACUCAGGUAAAGAGAAGUUGUCCACAGCAACUUUAAUUAUUCUGUAGUGUUUUUAAAAAGAUAGCUGUAUAAGUGUUAUCAGACUUUACAGUAUUAGACUCUUAAGUGACAACCAGAGUUACCAGUUCUAAAUAUGAUUAUAAAUUGUUCCAUAUGGCACUUAGGCAUUUUUCCAUGAGAGCAAGUGAAAACUUUGUCCUGCUGUUUUUGUUUUAAGCAGCCUUUGUAUCUUGGUUAGUUUAGGUGUUGUUCACAGCCAUUAUAAAAGUAGUUAAUGUGGGACAUCAUUUUGGGACAUAUUUGUGCUGGGGAGGUGAAAAUGAUGUAGUAUGAUAAACAGGUGUAUUCCCCUCUUCUGCCCACAUGCUCACUUUCCAAGUCUGAAAUUCCAGACUUACUGGCUAUCACAGUUAUUUUUGUUGUUAAUUUUAGGAAACAGACUGAUAUCUCAUAGCCUAAGGAAGCUUCUGAAUCCACCAAAAUAUGACAGCCAUGUUUCUCAAGACCUGCUCUGGUGGAGCAUUAUUCCUAAGAGAUGCUCACGGGAAUAAAGACUCCAUAGACAAUAAUUUUGGGACUUUCCAAACCUACCUAUUAGCAUAUAAAAGACUAAGAAUUCCUUCAAAACCAGUUUGAAUGUGUCCUUAUCUAAAGAGGGGGGAGCCAUUUUUUAAAUUAAAUACUGACAUUUCAUUGAACAUAAUUGUGAAAACACACAGUAGAGAAUGCCGCCUCUUCUGAUUUCUGGAUUGUAUUUUUCUCUAUUUAUUUGGCAGUGUGUGAACUCUUACACAUGAACUCAGAUAGAUGGCAGUCCCAGUAACGUGUAAAUUAGAAUACUUAAAACACUGGCUUGAUAGCCUUGGAAGUCAAGACUGUGUUGAGAUAAAGUACUUAAUUAUAAAUAUUUAAAAGUUACUUUUAAAUUAUUAAACCCUUGGGGUUCAUAUGUUUUAAAUAUCAGGAUUUUUUUUUUACAUGGCUAUAAUAACACAUUUUAAAGGAGUAAAUCUUGGAUUAAAAAGUUGUAUAAUGUUUUUUAUGUGAAUUUGGGACUGAGUUGUAGAACCAAUAAAGCUGAACAAUUGGAACAGAGCCUCUCAGUCUACAAGAGGGAAGGAAGUGAUGUUGCAAAUGUCCAUGCUGGCAGUACAGUUUAUUAUGCACGUAAGCCAAAAUGGUUUUAUAGAACAAGUGAUCUAUAUUGUGUGAUCAUCAUUUAGCUUAAGACCAGAGCCGAGAGACUAGCAAAUGUUUUCUCAUCUGCAGUGUAUCAGCAGUUCUUGGGCUUCAGCUGCUGAAUAGAUAAUAAUUCUAAUUGAAGAUAAAUUACAUGAACCCACAUGUGAAUGAUAGAUGUGUUAUAGCAUUUCAUUCUUGGUGCAUAAAAUCAGCUGCAGUUUUUAUUAUUAGCCCUAUUUUUUGAGAGGUUUUGGAAUUCCAUCUCUAUUCCUGCUGGUUUAAAUUUGACCUUGAGGUUAUAGAAUUCACAAGAAUUUUUGUAGGGAUGUGGUGGGUUUUGCACAUUCAGGCUUUCCUUUGCCAACACUGUUUUUCUCUUGGUCUUUCCCAUUUCCACAUAUAAGUAUAAAAAAGUAUGUACAUACAAUUGCUAGUACUGAUUAGUAGCCUCAUAAUUGGCCUUAGGUGUCCUUGAACCAUGGCCUAGGGGCAACGGGUGAUACAUUUUCCCACCACUAAGGUGAUCUUUUCUGUCUUUAUGAUCCAACUGCCUGUAUUAAGGCUCUCAGGUAGAAUUUGGGAGUUUGUUUUUUAAAAUCAUUGGGCUGUCGUAAUCUACCCUGAAAAAGAAAAUUGAAAAACACAAGAUACUCUUUAAUCACUACACAGUGUGUUACUUACACACACCACCUGGGAAGGUAUUUUCAAUCCAGCUCUCAAUUUGACUCUUCUAUCUUCUGCUGAUGAAUUCUCACUCUAUCAGGGAAUGAUAUCAGUGUUCAACUAUAAACCUUUCUAUUUAGCUUUUUGUGUUAGUGGAAUGAAUUUAUAGAAUAUGAAUUAUUGAAUACAGUUCUGUUCAGCCAAUAAGCUCUUGAGAUAAAUUUUAAAUUUAAAUUAAAAUUAAAAUUUUCUAAUACUGUGCUCCAGUACCUAACUCUCCUGUGGUUCUGUUUCUCUAACCACCCUGUAUUAUGAACUGUCACUGAGGCCUAAGCUACAGGAUGUGCUUUUAUUUUUAGAAUAUUUGCAUAUCAUAGGUUUUAGUUAAAUUUAAAGGUAAUUUUUUCUACCUGCAAUGUUACUUUAAUGUCUUACUAGCUCAUCAUGGGAGUUAAAUUCUUGUGUUCUUUCAUAGAGGAAAAUAGCUAACAAUGAGCAACAAUGUACUCUAAUGAGUCUCAUCUAUAAUGCACUCAUGAGAAAUGUUUUUGAACACACAUUUGGUGCAUAUAGAAGUUGAGUUUUCUUCAUAAUGUUCUUCAUGUAAUUGUAGAUUAAUGAUAAAAAAUUAAAAAAAACUCUCAGGGCAGAAACUCUUAAAAAAAAAAGUUGGGUUUUCUUUUGCUGCUUUCUAAGAUGUACUGAUUUCUGCCAAGCCCUUAAAUGGUUUUGUUUUGUUUUGCAUUCAUGAAGCCAACCUUAUUUUGAAACUAAAAUAUAAUCCAGGUUGCAAACACAGAGGUUUGAUACCCUCUGAAUAAUUUGAUAGGAACAAAUGAAUAUGCUGUUAACAGUAAAAAAGUUCUUGUAAACAGG
This is a messenger RNA of Manis pentadactyla (Chinese pangolin), 5249 nucleotides long. RefSeq names its product Sep (O-phosphoserine) tRNA:Sec (selenocysteine) tRNA synthase (gene SEPSECS). NCBI's taxonomy places the organism in Eukaryota, Metazoa, Chordata, Mammalia, Pholidota, Manidae. Gene Ontology annotation, biological process: selenocysteine incorporation; conversion of seryl-tRNAsec to selenocys-tRNAsec. The record is from RefSeq and is a predicted model, not a curated record. The coding region runs from base 99 to 1616 and encodes 505 amino acids. The transcript has 11 exons. Gene Ontology annotation, molecular function: O-phosphoseryl-tRNA(Sec) selenium transferase activity; tRNA binding.